Molecule: messenger RNA, 1752 nt
Organism: Paramecium sonneborni
Lineage: Eukaryota; Ciliophora; Oligohymenophorea; Peniculida; Parameciidae
Source: the annotation of a GenBank genome assembly
AUGAAUUGGAAAUUUUCGACAUCAUAUUUUGACGACUUGAAACCUAAAGAAAAAUUUUGGAAAAAGCAAUUAUAUAGUAUUGAAGAUAAAAAGAUAGAAUUUUAAUGUUUGCUUUUUAAAAAAAACUCUAAAACGGGAUUUUGGAUGAGUAAAAAUUAUGUGAUAUACGAAUCACAACUAAUUAAAAUAAAAGUAUGUGAAAGAUGUUAUAAAAGCCUCAUUCAUCUAAAUGUCAUAUUGUUAAUCUUAAUUUAUCAAGGAUUGAAUAGGUUAAAUAUUAGAAUAAGCUUGAAAAAGAAAUAAUUAAUAAAGUAUGCAUUUUUAUGAAUUGAAUAGAAAAAAUAUGGGUUCAGAUUAAUAAGAAAUACUGAAUUUAGAGAAUUUUAUAGUAGAUCUAAAGAACAAAAUUCCUUAUUAUGGGACAAAUUAAAAAAAGAAGCAUUUCUUUCUUAAUUUACAGAGUCCUAUACAUUAAAGAAAAUGAUAGGAAGAGGGAAUUUUGCAAAAGUUUAUUAAAGUGUGAGCAAGUAAAAUUAAAAAUUGUAUGCUGUUAAAAUUUUUGAAAAAGAUAAAAUGAAGAACUCUGAAAUUGAUAAAAAAGCACUUUUAAAAGAAAUAAACAUAAUGCGUAAAUUAAAUCAUCAAGGAGUGAUAAAAUUGCAUGAGGUUUUUGAAGAUGAAACAAAUAUAUAUUUUGUAUUAGAUUAUUUAGAAGGUGGGGAAUUGUAUAAUCAUAUAUAAAAUAAUUAUAAAUUUCCAGAGAAAUUAGUAGCAAAAGUAAUAGCAACCAUUUUGAAUAGUUUGGAUUAUUUAUAAUAACAAAAUAUCUUACAUAGAGAUCUUAAACCAGAAAAUAUGAUAUUGAGAAAUAAAGGAAUUUUGGAUGAUAUUGUAAUUACAGAUUUUGGUUUGGCUGAUUAUUAUUCAAAUUAAGGCAAUUAUCUAUUUUCUAGAUGCGGAACUCCUGGUUAUGUAGCACCUGAAGUAUUGCAUGAUGAAUUAUAUGACUUUAAAAUUGAUGUGUUUAGUGUAGGAUGCUUAAUGUACAUAUUAUUGGCAGGUAAAUCACCAUUUAAAGGAUAGAAGUAUGAUGAUAUUGUAAUGAAAAAUUAUCAUUGUUAAGUUGACUAUAAGAAUAUAGAAAAUCAGAUAUCAAGUGAAGGAUUAGCCUUAUUAAAAUAACUCUUACAUCCAAACCCAAAAAUUAGACCUGUAUCUAGAAUUGCUUUGAAGAAUGUUUGGUUUUAGAUAAAUCUUGAAUAGAGUCGAUAUUAUUAAUUAAAUUGUCAUUAAUCAGAUAUAAAAAAAUUACCAAUUAAAUCUAGUUUAUCAAAUAUAACGUAAUUAGGUUUUAAUUCCAAUUUAAAAUCUAAUUCUGAUGCAAGAACAUUUUAAAAUAAUAAACAAUCAAUAGAGGACAAAGAUAAUCUUAUUAAAUCAGCAGAAAUAAGAAAUUAACCUACUGCUUAAUAUGAUGAUAUAAAUUCACUAAAAGGAUUGAAUAAUAGUGAAAAUUAUAUUGUAAUGGAUGAUGAUGAAUCUCAUUUGUUCCAUAGUUUAAUCUAAUAUUAAAUAAAAAACAAAUGCAAAUAAACAUUAGAUUUCUAAAACUUUUCUCAUAUUAACAAUUCAUAUACAAAUUAAAAUAAUUUUAAGUAGUAUGAAGAUGAAAAUUAGAAAGAAAAAUUUAUAAUUAGAAAAUUUUCAAACAAAGUAAUGUCGAAUUUAAAUAGUCUUGAAUCUCAAUAAUGA